AUGAUCACGUCCGACCCGCCGCUGCAGAACCUGGACCACAAGAUUGUCCUGACGAGAUCGUGGCGGACAAGCUUGGCCGAGGAAAUGGAGGUCGACGUGCCUGGCUUGGAGAUCGUGCCUCGAGUAUGGGCGGAUGCGAAGGGAGGGGAUCCCCAGCCGGGAGGCCGGGGCGCGGUUACACCGCCGCGUCUGAGUCCGGAGGCGGAGGAGGAGUUCCGAGAGGCGGUAAGGGUAACCCUGGCCCCCAGAGGAGACGCGGCCAGCAUGAUGAGCACGGGUGAGAUCGUGGCGAUCGUGGAAGACAAAUGCCUCAACGACCCCGUCCACAGGCACACUGAUCCCGAUGAUGACGUCGGAAACGGACCACCAGCCGCUCGCGCUCCAGAAGACCCCGCCGUGGGCGCCGGAAGCAUGGCGUCUCUUUGGCGGGAGAGCGGUCACUCGUACUCGUCCUGGGAGGCAGAGAGCACGAGGCAGGUGCUGGUGAGACUGGGCGGUCGACACGGACGGGUGUACAGCUACCCUGCUGAUAAGGUCUUCCGAGUGCAGGCGAACUUUUUCAGCGACGCGAACGCCGAGGCCAUGAAGGACGGGGGGCUGGGGGCCAGGUGUCCCUGGUUCGCCAAGGAAGCAAUGAUUAAACCCAGGGACAGCCUCGUAGCGUCCCCGGGGUAUGCUUUCGUGUCCGCUGACUACUCGCAGGUGGAAAUGCGACUGAUGGCCCAUCUCUCGGGCGACCCUGAUCUUCUGAAAGUCUUCGCCGACGGAGGGGACGUGUUUCGGACGAUUGCGGCGGCGCUGAAGGGAAGGGGCAAGAAGGCCGAGGACAUCACAGAAGAGGAGCGCCGUCAGACGAAGAUCGUCGUGUACGGAGUGCUGUACGGGCAGUCAGCGGACGCUCUCGUGCCGCAGCUGCGCCUGAGCCGUCCCGAGGCCUUCAAGAUCAGGCAGACGGUGCUCAAGACGUUCCCGAAAUUGACCGAGUUCCUCAAGAAGGUCAAGGAGGACUGCAAGGAGUGCGGGUACGUGGAGACCCUGUUGGGCCGUCGGCGGUACUUGCCCCAGAUCAAUUCGACAGACAAGGCGGAGAGGUCGAGAGCUGAGCGGCAGGCCGCAAACACCACCACGCAGGGAUCCGCGGCCGACUUGCUCAAGCUUGCCGCAACCAACGUUGCUGCCAGGCUUGAAAGGUGCGAGUGGAUGUCAAGGCCGGCGGGUAAGCCCAUCUGCACCCCGCCUCCCAACGCCGCCGCCGGUGGGACCUCGUCCUCCGCGCUUGCUUCUGGCACUGCUGAUGCCACUGUUCCCUGUCGGUUUCCGCGAGACGGUGGUCGAUCUCAGCUGGCGAGACGUCCGGCAUGCCGCCUGGUCCUGAGCAUCCACGACGAACUACUGUACGAGCUUCGUUCUUCAAUAACUCGUUACGGUGUGCAUAUGGUGACGUACUAG
This is a messenger RNA of Ectocarpus siliculosus, 1449 nucleotides long. NCBI's taxonomy places the organism in Eukaryota, Phaeophyceae, Ectocarpales, Ectocarpaceae. The record is from the annotation of a GenBank genome assembly.